UUCUCUCACCAUUAAACCCUGGCUUUCUAAGAUCCUUUUAUUUACUUACUAAAAUGUCGGACAGCAGCCUAGAUGACUUUUUUGAGGAGGGGAGUGAAGAUUCUGAGAAAUAUAAGGAAGACUGUUCUUGCAAAUCGGGUGAAGAAGAUCAGGCAGCGUCCAAAGAUGAGAGCGAGCCUUACAGCAGCGCGAGUGAGAGCGAGAAUGAAUCGCCCCGAAAUUCAUGGAGUGAAAAAACGGUUGACAGUGUCAGUGAAGAGGCGGAAAAUGAAAUUGAUAUGGAUAACGAAAAGCAAAAUAAAAGCGACACGGAAGACAGUGGCAAACAGUACCCCGAUGACGCCAGCAGAAGUGACGACCUUGAACGUCUUCAAAUGUCUCAGAGCAACGCCUCAUCGUCUUCUUCUUCUUCUUCGCCUUCUAAGGGCUCGAGAGUCCGGCCGCAGUCUGGCAGGAGCCCGAUGAAGGUCCUCAUCAGCGCAGUGCAAGGCCCGCCCUCCGUCUCGGACGAGCCUCUGAGAGACAGCUCGAGCUCCGCGCCCCGCAGAGACACUUCGAGCUUGAGCUCCACCAACCUGAGCCCCGUCAAGAGCGAGCCUCCGUGCGCCUCUCCGCUCAUGGUGAGGAAGAGCCCGAUACACGUCGCCGUUCGGUCACGCGAAGCGUCCCCGAGAACCCAGGAAUCAGCAGCACCACAGGCGAGGGACCUGCAGCUCUCCACAAGCUCCAAGGGGAUCAACAGUGUCCUCAGCAGCAAAGAACAGUCGAGCAGGGUGUCUUCCGGCACAUCCACGAGUCGGUCCCGGUCCGCCGCGACUCGACCGAGGAUCAUGGACCGGGAAUCUCCCUUACACAAGCUUCCACGCCAUCGCCCUCUCGGAAAUUACGCUCGCAGUCUAAAGAUGCUUGGGGUGAAGAUGCCCUCGCCUACCCACAAGCCAUCAAGGACUCCGAGGUCAGCGUCCUCGCAGUCGUGGCAGAGCGAAGGGAAGCUGCACACGCGCGUGACCCGCCGCUCGACCUCCAUGGAGGACGUGAGCCGCGCCAUCCCGCAGGUCAAGAACCCGGCCUCGCUCAGCGCCCUCACUGUCGACGAGGGCCAGCGCGCCACCCUCAGCCAGGCCGUUUACGAGGAGUGGUACUUCAAGAGGUGCCGCCAGAUCAGGUCGCAGAGGGUCAAGGCCAAAGACAAACAGCGAGAAGAGGAGAGGAAGAAAGAGGUGAAAAACAAGGAAAAGGAGGAGAAGGUGACAGUUGCAGUGUGCGAAUGGGAAGAGAAGAAGCUCGAGCAGAAGAAGAAGGAGCGAGAGAAGAAAAAGACGGAAUCUCAGAAGGCAGCGGAAAAGGAGAAGGAACAGCAAGAGAAGCAGCUGCGAAUAGCGGCCGCCAUCGAGGCUUGGGAGAAGGAGAAGAUAGCGCUGGCCAAGGAAAAGCGAGAGAAGAAGAGGGCGGAGAAGCAACGGAAGAUGGAAAAGGCGCAGGAACAGCUGACCAAGAGAGAGGAAGCGGAAGUGGUAUUCAAAUCCUGGAAGGAGCAGAAGAAAAUCGAAGAAACGGAAAAGCGAAGGAGAGCAAAACAAGAGGAGGCAGAACGGAAGAUGAAAGAAGAACAAGAGAAGUUGGAGAAACGGCAGGACGCGGAGAUGUCUUUUGCUGCUUGGAAGAAAAUGAAAAUGGCAGAGCAAGGAGAAAAUCUUAAGAAGGUUUAUCAAGAUUCCGAGGGCGCGAAGUCGAUGCUGUUGCGGCGCCAGCUGGAGCGCUCGUCGGAGGCGCUGGAGGCGUACGAGCGCUGGCUGGAGGAGGUGGAGGACCGGCGGCCCGCGCGCAUCUACGAGAACGCGCGCACCUCGGUCUUGGUUCGCGCGCGCUCUCCGUGGUGGCCAGGGGGCUCCAGGAACUCUCUCCUUGGUUGCUGAAUGCUCGGAUAAACAAAUGCAGACGCACACACACAGAUACAGGCGUAUAUAAAUGUACAUAGACAUAGACAGACACAGGCACAAGCACAUAAAUAUACAGACACACACACACACACACACACAAUCAUACUCAUAAUUUACUCAUUAAUUUCUACUUACUUGCUGUUUUAGGUGUAGUUUGUUGUGUUUUGAAUUGUUUUAGUGUACUUUAAAUACUCGGAGUGUGUAGCACGGAUAGCUCUCCUGAAUUGCUCAGACCUAAUUCUAAAUACAUGUGAAAAUCAGCCUUUCAUCACAAAUAUAAAAUGUCUAUUUCGCUCAGGUAAAAAGCACUGUAAACAAAGCAGCUCUAGAUGGAAUCUCCACUCGCAAAGGGAUGUGAAUGUGGGCUGCAUCGAGGUCCUUGAGGUACCUUUCUCGGCCUCGAUGGGAUGUAGAAUCAAGCAGAAUACUUCGCCACAUUGUCGUGUAGGUAUUUUUUGUUAUAUAAUUUACUCAGAGAUGCACUUCUAAGCUGAAUGCUUAUUUGUUCAGAUCGUUUAAACCGAAAUGUACAAAUGCACAUUGAAGUAUGGCAAAUCGCAAAAAGGUGUCUUCCCAAAAAAUAUAUAUGCAAGAUUAUGAUAAUAAAGUGUGAAUCAUUGAAUA
Messenger RNA from Penaeus monodon (black tiger shrimp), 2564 nucleotides. RefSeq names its product microtubule-associated protein 9-like. Gene Ontology annotation, biological process: mitotic cytokinesis; mitotic spindle assembly; regulation of mitotic cytokinesis. Gene Ontology annotation, molecular function: microtubule binding. The record is from RefSeq and is a predicted model, not a curated record. The transcript has 9 exons. Gene Ontology annotation, cellular component: astral microtubule. NCBI's taxonomy places the organism in Eukaryota, Metazoa, Arthropoda, Malacostraca, Decapoda, Penaeidae. Bases 54 to 1916 code for a protein of 620 amino acids.